Peromyscus leucopus (white-footed mouse) is the source of this 560-nucleotide messenger RNA. Its product is annotated as protein CEBPZOS-like. The record is from RefSeq and is a predicted model, not a curated record. The transcript has 5 exons. Lineage: Eukaryota; Metazoa; Chordata; Mammalia; Rodentia; Cricetidae. The coding region runs from base 92 to 334 and encodes 80 amino acids.
GUCAGCUAAGAAGUUCGUCUAACCGGCUUCCCCAUUCUGUAUCAGACACUAAAAAGCCUUAGUUCCUCCAUUUUUGCUUUACAAAAAGGUGAUGGCUCGGACCAUGGAACCGCUGGCUAGGAAGAUCUUCAAAGGCGUUCUGGCAGCUGAACUUGUGGGGGUUUUCGGAGCUUAUGUUUUGUUUAGAAAGAUGAACUCCAGCCAAGAUUUCAGGCAAACAAUGAGCAAGAAAUUUCCCUUCGCUUUGGAAGUUUACUACAAAUGCAUUGAACAGUCUGGAAUAUAUGGAGUUAGAGAGGGCGAUCAAGAAAAGUGGUUGGAGAGCAAAAAUUAAGGAUUUUGUUGCUGUUCAGAAUUUAUCUACACAAGAAACCAACAGUAUCAAUCAGGAUUAAAAUUCCACAUCAACAUGGAUGGAGUUUGUAGUAUGUGAAGCAAAAUAUAAAUUGUAAUUCAGGUCUUAUUCUUUGGGCUUGAAAAAGCUGACUGCAGUAUGUUUAUUGUGUUAUCAAUAAACUUUGUUUAAUAUUUGUGAAAAUAAAAUGUCUAUUAAAAACUCA